This is a messenger RNA of Condylura cristata (star-nosed mole), 1706 nucleotides long. Its product is annotated as mitochondrial inner membrane protein COX18. Lineage: Eukaryota; Metazoa; Chordata; Mammalia; Eulipotyphla; Talpidae. Gene Ontology annotation, molecular function: membrane insertase activity. The transcript is spliced from 6 exons. Bases 48 to 1058 code for a protein of 336 amino acids. Gene Ontology annotation, cellular component: mitochondrial inner membrane. The record is from RefSeq and is a predicted model, not a curated record. Gene Ontology annotation, biological process: mitochondrial respiratory chain complex IV assembly; protein insertion into mitochondrial inner membrane from matrix.
CUUCGGCUGCGGGAGGCGGAUGACCUCGCUUCUGCCCUGGAGGGGCCAUGCUUCGCCGGCUGGGCACUAGGUGGCUGCGGCCACUGCCUGCACUGCAACUCGAGGCACGGGGCCCCCUGCUUAAGGUGGUCCCAACCGGCAGCUUAAAGCGUUCCGUUUUGCCGGCGUGGGCAGUGGCCUCAGUCUCUGCAGCCGGCCCUGGCGGCGCGGGCAGCUGGUAUGAAGCCCUGGCCGCGUCGGCGCCGGUGCAGGGCGCGGAGGUGGUGCUGCUUGGUGCACACGGGGCCACAAGCCUGCCCUGGUGGGGGACCAUCCUUCUCACCACCGUGGCGCUGCGCGGUGCCGUCACCCUGCCCCUGGCCGCCUACCAGCACUACAUCCUGGCUAAGGUGGAAAAUUUGCAGCCAGAAAUAAAAAACAUUGCCAAACACCUUAACCAAGAAGUUGCAAUUCGUGCAAAUCAGUUAGGUUGGUCCAAAAAAGUUGCCAGGCUCACUUAUCUGAAGAACAUGCAGAGGCUUGUGUCAGAGCUGUAUGUUCGGGAUAACUGCCACCCUUUCAAAGCCACUGUGUUGGUCUGGAUUCAGCUUCCAAUGUGGAUCUUCAUGUCUAUUGCUCUCCGGAAUUUCAGCACAGGGGCAGCACAUUCAGAAGGUUUUUCCACUCAAGAGCAGUUAGCUACCGGUGGAGUCCUUUGGUUCCCUGAUCUUACUGCACAGGAUUCCACUUGGAUUCUACCUGUCUCCGUUGGUGUCAUUAAUUUAUUAAUAGUGGAGAUUUUUGCUUUGCAAAGGAUUGGAAUGUCUCAUUUUCAGACCUAUAUUACAUAUUUUCUUCGUGCAAUAUCAGUGCUGAUGAUUCCAAUUGCUGCAACAGUACCUUCGUCGAUUGUUCUCUACUGGCUGUGCUCCAGCGUUAUGGGUCUUUCACAGAACUUGCUACUUCGAUCUCCUGGGUUUCGCCAAUUUUGCCGAAUACCAUCGACUAAAUUAGAUUCAGACACUCCUUACAAGGACCUCUUUGCUGCCUUUUAUGCCAAAUUUGUUUCCAGAAAAUGAGAUACUUUCCAGUGGUUUUCAGACAAGUGUCACUACCACCCUAUGUAUUUAGAAGAUUUAAAACUUCAAAUCUGUUUUUAAUUGCCUUUAUUUAAAAUCAUGAACUCUGAAGUACUGUGUGUUAAGAUAAAAUCCAGAUGUAUUUUACAGUGCUUAAAAUUUUUAAAGUGUUAGAAAGGUAAUAAUUUUUGUUGUUGUUGUUGUUGUUGAGUAAAUACUGCUUUAUGUCAUUGUUUCCAUUAUAGAAGUGUAGACUCCCCUCUUCAGGCAGAUUGUAUACUAAGAGUAUCAAAGUCUGGCUUUUUCUGGCUAGCAAUGCCUGAACCUUGAGAACAGAAUACUCAAUGAUGUUGAAUGCUGUUAAAUGAUGUAACAUUUGUAAAAAGAGUAACCCUAAGAAGUGAUUCUUUAAAUUUUGAAUGUGUGAAAGUUCAUAGAUCCAUUGGAGCAUCUGAUAAAGCUUUGGUUUCUCUUCAAAAAAACCUGAGACUUACAACAUGGGAGUCUGCAUUGAUCCCUCUGAAGGCUUCUGGCAACUCCUGUGCAGACCUUCUAUCUGAUCUAACAUAUGUUGAUGAUGAGAUCACAUGUGAUUUUUUUUUUUUUAAAGAUUUAUUUAUUUGUGCAUACAGAACUGGGGUACAGGCC